Molecule: messenger RNA, 4618 nt
Organism: Myxocyprinus asiaticus (Chinese sucker)
Lineage: Eukaryota; Metazoa; Chordata; Actinopteri; Cypriniformes; Catostomidae
Gene: zhx2a
Product: zinc fingers and homeoboxes 2a
Exons: 4
Coding region: 674-3076 (800 amino acids)
Biological process (GO): regulation of transcription by RNA polymerase II
Cellular component (GO): nucleus
Molecular function (GO): DNA binding; DNA-binding transcription factor activity, RNA polymerase II-specific
Source: RefSeq, a predicted model, not a curated record
AUCCAAACUAACGCAGGGGACGUCAAAACAACAGUGGUUUAAUCAUCUCAAAAAAGCAAGCACGGGGGUGAAGUGAACUACUGCUCUUGCACUCGAAGCCAUUGCUUGCCGUCGGCACUUAUUUUAAACUUUUUACAUUUAGGAUUUCAAUUGUGAAGUCAGGAUGGAACGGCGUCUUGUAUCGUAUGCAAAUACGUCUGCUGACGUAGUAGAUCAUGUGGGUUUUGGCGUAGAUCCCCCAGUGAUCGCCAAUUUUUUUGCGGCUGUUGUCUAUAGGAUUCGGUUCGAAUCUGUACAAUCGUACGCUUCUUUUGGCGGCACACGUGGAAAAGUACGCGAUUUUGGAGUCUUGCUGUCAAUAACAUCGCAUCACAGGCUUUUCCGUUGGUGGUAGGCAGGUGAAGCAGCAAGAGAAUAUUGACUGAGAAUAAGGGUUGCAGAGAAGGAAAACUGGCCACACAGGACCUGGCCAUCACCACAAACAUUACUCUGGAGAGGAAGGAGAUCAUCUCUGACAGACUGUGUGGUCUGGGAUGAAGUCUCAUGAAGUCUUCCAUAGGAGCUGACAUUAAGAGUCAGCGGAAUCAUCAUUUACUGAUCCUCCACCAGACCAAGACCUGCCUAUUGCCCAUCAACAGAUUCCCCCCGCACUGCACCGUCUUACUCCCUGACCAUGGCUAGUCGGAGAAAGUCAACAACACCCUGCAUGAUCCGACCAGAUGACAUGGUAGCGACAGAUGAUGAAGAUGAAAUGGAUUCCUGUGUAGACAGUACAGAGGAGAAUGGAUCCUCACAUGUUUCAUCUAGUGAGGACUGGACCGACAGAAAGAGUUCUGUGAACUUGAUGCAGAAGGCAACAGAGGUGGAGAAACCGGAGGUAAAAACUCGACCUCAGAGGAAAAUACAGGGAGGCUAUGAGUGCAAAUACUGUCCUUUUUCUACACAAAACCUCAACAAAUUCAAAGAGCAUGUUGAUUCCAACCACCCAAAUGUUAUACUCAACCCACUAUACUUGUGUGCGGUUUGCAAUUUCAAUACAAAAAAGUUUGAUUCUUUGACAGAACACAAUGAGAAAUGUCAUCCUGGAGAGAGCAACUUCAAGUUUAAGAGGAUCAAACUCAACAGUCAGACCAUUCUAGAACAGACAAUCGAAGGUUCUAACUGCGCAGUCAUCUAUGAUGCAGCCAGUCCUCAGUCAGGAGAGGACUUCACUGCUUUUCCUCUGAGCAAAUCCUUGACAGUUAAGAUGGGUAAGCCAAAAGCAGACAGUAUCUGGUUUCCAGGAGAUAGUAAGUUGGAUAAACUCACUCCAGAGCUAUCUAAAAAGCAAAUUACUGCAGUGAAUGUGAAUGGGACUGUGAUAAUCCCAGAUGCAACUCUUAAAGAUGGCCUUUCUCAUAUAAUGCCCUCCCUGCAACGCCCACCUAACUAUAAUUUGGUACCAAAAAUUGCCGUCCCCUUGAACACUUCAAAAUACAACCCCUCACUGGAUGGCAACUUGACCCUCAUCACUUCCUUUAACAAGUUUCCCUAUCCUACUCAAGCAGAGCUCUCUUGGCUCACUGCAGCCUCUAAACACCCAGAAGAACAAAUUAAAGUGUGGUUCACUACCCAAAGGCUAAAACAAGGUAUCAGCUGGUCACCAGAAGAGGUUGAGGAAGCACGAAAGAAAAUGUUCAACGGAACAAUUCAGCCUGAUCAACAAACGUUCACUGUCUUACCUGCUCAGUUAACUCAGUCCACUAAAGCUUCACAAUCCCUAAUCCAGACCAUCCCUUGCCAUGUCCUUGGACAAUCCAGCCUAGUGUUGACACCAGUUGCCAAUGGCUCCUCUAUAACUAGUGCUCCUCUCACACUAACAGUUGCAAAUCAAAUAGCACAGGGUGUCAAGAGGCCCCACACAGUACCACUGGCUGCUGCUGAGGUAAAGAGGCCUUCAAUAAUCCAGUCCGUACAGAGUACUCCCAAGCCUGUCUCUCCAACACCAAGUCUUUCUUCAGAUUGUGAAAAAACUACUGAUCAGAUCAGAGAACUGACUGCCAGCUAUGCUCGAUGCCAGUUUCCUGAUGAUGAAGAAGUGUAUCGUCUCAUCGAGAUGACUGGCCUCUCUUGGGGAGAGAUCAAAAAAUGGUUCAGUGAUCAACGCCAUAGAAACCUGAAGGCAGUUCAACAAAUUAAAACAGACCUCUCUACGAAGGACAGCCAGCCUCAUAAACGUGUUGCCACGCAGUUUCCACUUCUUGAGAGAGUAAAAGGUAAAUCCUCUGAGCAAAUGAAAAAGUUAGAGGAAAGUUUCCAAAGGACUUGCUUUCCAACCCAGGCUGAGAUAGAUCACCUUGUGGCUGAAACCAGGCUCGCCAAAAAUGAAAUAGACUGCUGGUUUACAGAGCGUCGUGCACUACGAGACAACUUGGAACAAGCCUUGCUCAACUCGAUGGGAUCAAAACGACUGGAGCAUCAUCUUCAAAGGGGGUCACUGAAUGGAAUCCAUGAGCAGGACAGCCAUGUCAGGGACUCUCCUCUUCCCAUUCUCACAUCCUCCGUGUGUCCAGGGGACAUUGACAGCAAGUCUCUUGGCCUUCUUAAGGACAUGUUUGCAAAAACUCAGUGGCCCUCACCAGAGGAGUACAACCAACUAGAAAUCCAAACAGGGCUUGUUCGUACAGAAAUUGUUCGCUGGUUUAAGGACAACAGGUCUGCUCUGAAGAAUGGAACCUUAGACUGGAUGGAGCAAUUUCAGAAUCUUAGCAACAAAAGACCGAAUGGGCAGAACAGCUCCUUGAUUGGAGAGCAAGCCCAGAGUGUUCUGCAGAAGCACUUUCAAGAGGCAAUGGUGCAAAAAGGGGAAGGUUUUGAGAAGCUGGCAGAACAGUCAAAACUAACCAACCAGGACAUAGUUGAAUGGUUCACCAGUAAACUGGUUCCAGACAUAAGCAAGAGCAAGGACCAACAUGGACAGACAAGUGUAGACAGCAAGAGGUGGAUAUCCUUGGCAGCUGAUGGCAAAAACUACGAUGCACAGAAAGUGUCACGAGACCUUGAAGUGCUGUCAGCAGAGCACAGAGUGACAGGAUGAACUGGGUAAGAGGAAAACAGGCUGCUAUGAAUGAACUAGAUAGGCCUGAUGAUUAAGGAAUAUCAUCGUGUAUGGAACCAAUAAUCUCAUAUCUGGACUCGACGUUAUCAGAGAUACGGACUGGGAGAGUCUGAAACACUGUCCGGAGAGUGACCAUGGAGUGCCAAAGUUUGACUGCUAUGUUAUUAUUGUGUUUGUUUUUUAAAAGGGCCCUUGUAAAUAUAAUUUUUUUUCUGUACUUUACAGAUUUGUAAAAACAUUUUUGAAGAUGACACUUUUACAUUUAUGAGUCCCAAGACAUUUCCCUUAAACCUUAUAAUGGAAUGUUGGACAAAACCAACCCACCUGCUAGUGUAGCUGGCAUAGUUAAAUCCAAGAGAACAAAAUGUGGUCCAUGAUGGACACAGACAAGCGGUGCUUUUACAAAAAACGAGGUGAUAUUAUGGACUUUUCUUUGGACCGUAAACACAUUGCCUGCAAUCUCAUACUGUACCUAUUGCCAUGAAGGCAGAGCCACAUGGUGGACCUAAUCAAAACUAAAAUCAAGACAAUACAGUGAUGCACAGCAUGUUUAUUUGUUCUUGUAGACACAUUUUUGGCAAUAUUAUGGUAACUGCAAAAUCAUCUUUAUCAUGUUGGCUUUUCCAAGGCAUAGUUUCCCAUUUCCACUACUCUGCUGUGAACUGCUUUCGGCUCGCUUCAACGUAUUUUUUUUCUUGCAGCUGUUUUAGUGUCAUGUUCAGACAUGCAUCAGGAAUACUGUACUGCAAUCAAGAAUCCUGCUUGCUCUUUAUAAGAACCAGUCUGCUGUAAUUCAAUAAAACACAACUGAUUGAAAUCUUACUUUGAUCCCCACUGUUUACCAAAAACAGCAACAUUGCCAUUGUAAAAAUUCAACCAACAGAGCAUGUUCUCUUAAAGAGCUCCCUAAAGAGAUUCAACAAAAUUUAGGGUACUGCAAGAUAUAAAUACAUGUUAAAGGCUCCUGUAUCCUGAAUGUGUCCCUCAAGACACAUUGUGUAAUCAAUGAACUUUCAGAAUUAGCAAGCAAAAUUGCUUUUUACAACUAUCUGUAGCAUUGGUAAUUGCUGUUAGUAAUUGUAACUCAAUAAAACAUCAAUUAAGAAGCACUAGAAAUAAAAACUGACCAUUUAGUAAAGAUUGUGAUUUGGAAAGGAGUUUGGCAAGAUUAACUUUGAUGCAACUGUAUACAAUAUCUUAUACUAUGUGCACGACAUUUGUAUUGUAAUGCGUUUUCUUUGUAAAGAACCUUUGUCAAAAUGUUCAGGGACAUAUAACCACAUUAGUGUGCCAUAUAACCUAUAGAUAUAACUACCAGUGUACAAACAGCUAAUGUUAAUUAACUUUGAUUUCUUUUUGCUGAUUGGCCAGUGAACUGAUUGUGGAAAGGUUUGUGUGCAUGUGAGAUUUUAUAUACAGUCUAUAUCACAAGGUAAUUGUUAACUUAAGUUUAAUCAAUAAUGUGUGAAAAGUGCAUGGCAGUUUUUUCUGUAAUUAAAUUGAUUGAUACCCUUUACACAA